GGGCCGCGGGCGGGCGGCAGCGUCGUGCUGGGCCAGGCCGACAGCCGCCUGGCGCCCUACAUCAUCGACCUGCAGUCCAUGCACCAGUUCCGCCAGGACACCGGCACUAUCCGCCCUGUCCGGCGCAGCUACUACGACCCAUCAUCUGCACCGGGCAAAGGCGUUGUGUGGGAGUGGGAGAAUGACAGCGGGUCCUGGACACCCUAUGACAUGGACGUGGGCAUCACAAUCCAGCGUGCUUACGAGAAGCAGCACCCCUGGGUGGACCUGAGCGCCAUUGGCUUCUGCUACGUCAUUGACUUUGCCACCAUGGGCCAGAUCAACCGACAGACCCAGCGCAAGCGCCGUGUCCGCCGCCGCCUUGACAUGGUCUAUCCUCUGGUCUCGGGCACCCUGCCCAAGUCGCAGUCCUGGCCGACCAGCCCUGGGGCAGCGGCGGCCCCCCCGGUCCCCACCUGCACCUGUCCCCAGUGCCUCUUGGUGAUGAGCGUCAAAGCCACCGUCCCCCCUGGCACGGGCAGCGGCAGCAAAGCAUCCCGUCCUGGCCUGGGCACCCUGAGCCGCAGCCACCUGCAGCGCCUGGCCAUUGCCCAGUCCCGAGUGCUCAUUGCCUCCGGGGUCCCUACUGUCCCCGUGAAGAACCUCACUGGCUCCAGCCCUGUCAACCCAGCACUGGCAGGGAUUACAGGAAUCCUAAUGAGUGCGGCUGGGCUGCCUGUCUGCCUGACACGGCCCCCCAAGCUGGUGUUGCACCCCCCACCUGUCAGCAAAAGCGAGAUCCAGUCCAUCCCUGGAAUUUCCCACACCUGUCGCAAAACCACCAAGAAACAAGCCAAGAAGGGUAAAACCCCAGAGGAGGUACUGAAAAAAUACCUGCAGAAGGUGCGGCAUCCACCGGAUGAGGACUGCACCAUCUGCAUGGAGCGCCUCUCGGCACCCUCCGGCUACAAGGGAUCCCAGCCAGCUGUCAAGCCUGACCUGGUGGGGAAACUGAUGAAAUGUGGCCAUGUCUUCCACCUCCACUGCCUGGUCGCCAUGUACAACAAUGGCAACAAGGAUGGGAGCCUGCAGUGUCCCACCUGCAAAACCAUCUAUGGGGUGAAGACAGGGACACAGCCCCCCGGGAAGAUGGAGUAUCACCUCAUCCCUCACGCGCUGCCUGGCCACUCCGACUGCAAAACCAUCCGCAUCAUCUACAACAUCCCCCCGGGUGUGCAGGGACCGGAGCAUCCAAACCCUGGGAAGAGCUUCACUGCCCGUGGCUUCCCCCGGCACUGCUACCUGCCAGACAGUGAGAAGGGCAGAAAGGUACUGAAGUUGCUGCUGGUGGCCUGGGACCGGCGCCUGAUCUUCGCCAUUGGGACCUCCAGCACCACAGGCGAGUCAGACACUGUGAUCUGGAACGAGAUCCACCACAAGACGGAGUUUGGCUCCAACCUUACUGGCCACGGCUACCCUGACAUCAAUUACCUAGACAAUGUCCUGGCCGAGCUCGCGGCCCAGGGCAUCACGGAGGAGAGUCUGGCACAGGAGAAGGACUGA
Molecule: messenger RNA, 1542 nt
Organism: Chaetura pelagica (chimney swift)
Lineage: Eukaryota; Metazoa; Chordata; Aves; Apodiformes; Apodidae
Product: E3 ubiquitin-protein ligase DTX4-like
Exons: 10
Coding region: 79-1542 (487 amino acids)
Biological process (GO): Notch signaling pathway; protein ubiquitination
Cellular component (GO): nucleoplasm
Molecular function (GO): ubiquitin protein ligase activity; zinc ion binding
Source: RefSeq, a predicted model, not a curated record